Messenger RNA from Diabrotica balteata, 2150 nucleotides. The record is from the annotation of a GenBank genome assembly. NCBI's taxonomy places the organism in Eukaryota, Metazoa, Arthropoda, Insecta, Coleoptera, Chrysomelidae.
GAUAUGUGAAAUACCAUGUUGCAUUACUUAUCAACAUUAGAAACUAGGGAAAAAAAAUUGGAACAAGGUGCUUUAGUAGCAGACCCGUUGAUUAUUGCUGAGCGUGUGGUGGAUCCAAAUAAUCCUUUUAAGAAAGAUGAGUUAUUUGAUAAUGAAUUUCUCUUUAGAGAAAUCGCUUACUUUAUUGCCAGAUUAGAUCAAUUUGAAAAUGCUUUAAUCUUUUUUAAUAAGUCUGUAUCUCAAACACCAAAUAGCAUAAGGUCCCUACUGGGUAGAUCGAAGGCCAGAGCGGCAGCAUGUUAUUAUAUAGGUGCAUUGGCUGACACGUACAGAGCGUUUAAUAUAGCACCUGAUAAUCCGACUGUGUCUGCUCAAAGAGCACUUAAUCUGUAUUAUAUGUCAGAGUUCGAAACCGCCUUAGUCCACAAUUUGAGACAUCUAACAGAAAGAAUAAAGCCGGAAGUAUUCUCAGAUGGAGUUCGACACUGUUCCAUUGCUAUUGAAAAUUGUAUAGGAGAAUCUGCUGGUACCCCUCUGCGUGAUUAUUUUAAAUUAAUAAGAAAAAUUGCCUGGGUAAAAAAUAUUGUCGCAUCCUAUCCCGACAACUUUAUUGCAAAGAGAAAAAGAGAUCAUAAGUUUAAUAUUGGAAAAAUAAUUUUGAAAAACAAUGCUGAGAAGGAAAAGAAGAAAGUCAAACGUUUAACUGUGAAAGACAGUCAACCAGCGAGUAAAAGGGAAAUAUACGACACUCUUCACGAUGUGACAGAAACGAGAAGCAAUAUUGUUAUACCACCAUUUACUCAAGAAUAUCCAUUUUCUCCCUUGCAGCAUUAUACAACUAACAUUGAAAAUUUUAUGUCAGAAAAGUAUUUAGAUAUCAUGUAUAGAGAGAAGAUCUUCCUUAAAAAUAUAAAACAUAAACAUGGAAUUGAAUGUCCAAAUGCUAAAGGAACAAAAAAACUUAAAGCUCUGGCUAAGAAAGCGUAUGAAGUCGUUUCGUUUAAACAGGAGCUUCUACGUACCCGUCGUCCAUUUUACCACCUAAAAUAUCAAGAAGAUAAAUGUACCACAAAUGUUGAAAGGCGGUUAAAACAAGAGCAGUAUUUGAUUCAAUUAAAUUAUAGAAAAGAGGCCGAAGCUUUACUAAAAAAAAUGGUGAUUGCUCAGGAAAAACAUAACCUUUUUGCGAUUCUUACAGCAUGUGAGCAACUAGAUUAUUUUUGUCAAAACAAAUCAAAGAAAUACCUUCCAGAUAAACAGUAUUUUAUGAGUGAAAUAUUUAAAGUAGUAAGAAAAGCCUUCUACGGGCUUUUGCGACUAAAUCCCAUACAGUUCAAAUGGGAUCAAGAGAAAAGAAUUAUGUUGUCCUUUGGGCUACCAGUAAGUAGAUGUCCAUCGAAUGAUUCUGUGAUAAAUAACUACCAACCUGCUUAUGUGGAUUUUAGAAAACGCAUAGAGACAUACGAACACAAAAUAGAACAGGCAGAGACCACUGAAGAGAUAUGUUGGUGUGCACACGAGUUAGGACGGUUUUAUUUAAGUACUAAGCAUUAUGAAAUGGCUCGAUCAUACGCGUUUAAUUGUCAGAGACAAGCAGCGAAAGAUCCUGAACUAUAUGAAUGGAGCGUAAAUGCAUGUGUUUUACUCGCUAAAAUUGAUAUAGCACAAAAAAUUAAGCCCGAUGCUAGGAAUGAUAUAAACAACGCUAUAAAUGUUGCAAGACAAUACAAGGAUGACAAAGUAGUAGAAUAUUUAACAUUGUGUUUGGAAGUAAUAGACAAAAUGGAAUUUGAUAUAUUUGGUCCACGCGUCUUAGAAAGGCGUAAAAACAAUAUUCUUAAAAUUAUGCAAAGCGAUAAAAUGAAAGAAGAAUUCAAACACUUGUUUUCACAAAUUAAAAUGCAAAGACCUGGUAGAAGAAUGACACUUGUACCCGGUAUGGAUGUUGAAAUCAAACCACAAAGAGUUACUUCUGGCGGAACAGGUAGCGCAAGUUCUCCGCCACCAAGAAGAACUUCAUUAAGCGUGAAAACAAGACGAUCAAGUCCAAAUACCUAUAAGCUGAAGAAAACAAUGAGUGUAAGUGAAUACUUGGAAAUUAACCAGUUCGAAUUAUAAAAUUUUCUAAAAAAUCAUUGUAGAAUAAUUUA